GCGCCUAAAGCACAUUUGAGAACAGGAGGCUGACGAGAUUUGCCUGCAAGGACCAGAAACAUGCACUGUGCCAUCCAGAAAGCAGAAGUGCUGGAUGGGGCUCAUCUGAUGCAGAUUCUCUGGCAUGAUGGCACAGAGUCCUUUUACCCCGCCGUGUGGCUGAGGGACAACUGCCAGUGCCCCCACUGCUACCUGGAUUCUGCAAAAGCACGGAAAUUUCUCGUGGAAUCUCUUGAUGUGAACAUUGGUAUUAAAGACGUGUCAUUUGACAGAAAAAGGGUUCUUAUCACAUGGCCAAAUGAACAUUACAGUGAAUUUGAAGCUGAUUGGCUGAAGAAAAGAUGCUUUUCACAGCACGCCAGGGAAAAGCUCCAAAGGGAAUUGUUUUUUCCAGAAUGUCAGUAUUGGGGCUCAGAACUCCAGCUACCUACGCUGAGUUUCGAAGAUGUUUUAAGAAGUGAUGAACAUGCAUACAAGUGGCUCUCCAGCCUCAAGAAAGUAGGCAUCGUGCGACUCACAGGGGCAUCCAGCAAACGAGGAGAAAUUUUAAAACUUGGCAAAAGGAUUGGUUUUCUUUAUCUCACAUUUUAUGGACAUACUUGGCAAGUGCAAGAUAAAAUCGAUGCAAACAAUGUGGCUUACACAACUGGGAAGCUAAGCUUUCACACUGAUUAUCCAGCUCUCCACCAUCCACCUGGGGUUCAGCUUCUCCACUGCAUAAAGCAAACAGUUACUGGGGGAGAUUCGGAAAUUGUCGAUGGAUUUAAUGUGUGCCAAAAGCUCAAGGAAAAAAAUUUGCGGGCAUUCCAGAUUUUGUCCUCUACCUUUGUGGACUUCACAGACAUUGGAGUGGAUUACUGCGAUUUCUCUGUACAAUCCAAACACAAAAUUAUAGAAUUAGAUGACAAAGGCCAAGUGGUUCGCAUCAACUUCAACAAUGCAACAAGAGAUACAAUAUUUGACGUACCUGUUGAAAAAGUUCAGCCAUUUUAUACUGCUCUGAAGGAGUUUGUGGACCUCAUGAACUGUAAAGAAUCCAAGUUCACUUUUAAGAUGAAUCCAGGUGAUGUGAUUACUUUUGAUAAUUGGCGCUUGCUUCAUGGUCGAAGUAGCUAUGAAGCAGGAACUGAGAUAUCCCGCCAUCUAGAAGGAGCUUAUGCUGACUGGGAUGUGGUAAUGUCCAGGCUUCGCAUCUUAAGGAAGAGUAUCCAGGACAGAGACUGAAUCUUCUGACUAUAAUUUCAGUAAGAUUCCAAUGAGUGUAUUUGGUAAGAUGAUGUAAGGAUGUCUCCACAGGCCACAAUCCACAGGCCACAGGCCACAAUCAUUUACAUACUAAUUGCUUUAAACUGAUUGUGUCACCUUUCUCACAAGAAUUUUUUCUAUGUAAUCAUCUCUAAUGCCAACUCUUUAGAUAUUUGUAGCAGUGUUCUUUCUCUUCCAAACAAGGCAUGCCUUCUGUUCUAGCACUUGUAUGAUCUAAUUUCUUUUGCCUGUCAAUGGGAGUCUUCAGAAUGCCUAGAAAUAGCUUUGUAUCAAAUAAAACCUUUCUUCAAAUCACACCAUUUUAAAGAAAGCUCAUGUUUCAAAUAAAUCUUGUGUUCCAAAUAAAAUUUAUCUCAUAUAAAA
Messenger RNA from Phyllostomus hastatus (greater spear-nosed bat), 1629 nucleotides. It is a transcript of the gene BBOX1, whose product is annotated as gamma-butyrobetaine hydroxylase 1. Lineage: Eukaryota; Metazoa; Chordata; Mammalia; Chiroptera; Phyllostomidae. The transcript is spliced from 8 exons. Gene Ontology annotation, molecular function: gamma-butyrobetaine dioxygenase activity; iron ion binding. Gene Ontology annotation, cellular component: mitochondrion. Bases 61 to 1224 code for a protein of 387 amino acids. The record is from RefSeq and is a predicted model, not a curated record. Gene Ontology annotation, biological process: carnitine biosynthetic process.